Messenger RNA from Phragmites australis (common reed), 567 nucleotides. Its product is annotated as WAT1-related protein At5g64700-like. The transcript has a single exon. The coding region runs from base 1 to 567 and encodes 188 amino acids. The record is from RefSeq and is a predicted model, not a curated record. Gene Ontology annotation, molecular function: transmembrane transporter activity. NCBI's taxonomy places the organism in Eukaryota, Viridiplantae, Streptophyta, Magnoliopsida, Poales, Poaceae. Gene Ontology annotation, cellular component: plasma membrane.
AUGGAGGUGGUGAAUCUGAGGAGCGCCGCCGGCAUAGCCAAGGUCACCGGCGCAGCGCUCUGCCUCGCCGGCGUCUUUGUCAUCGCCUUCUACACCGGGCCGGCGCUGAGCCCCGUCAACCGCCACCGUGCCUUAGCCACCCACGCCACCUCGGGCCAUGUGAAUAGUUCUUCGAAGGCGACGACGUGGAUAGAAGGGACGUUCGUCAUGGUCCUCGCUAACAUGGCAUUGGUCCCUGUCCAUCGUCUGGCAGGUUGCUCGGCUAAUUUCACUGUGAAAUCAAAGCAUGCACGCAUCAAUAGUAGUAGUUACUUUGAUCUUGAUCCGAUUCCAACGACGUUAUCUGUAUUGAUGCAUGAUGCAAACCUGCAGGCCGUUCUCCUCGAGGAGUUGCCCAACAGGAUGCUGGUGGCGGCGGCGCUCUGCGUGUUCAGCGCGGCGCAGUCGUUCGUCGCCGCGACGGCGGCCGAGAGGGACUUCUCAAGGUGGCGGCUCCGGCCGGGUGUCAGCUUGCUCGCCGUCGUCUACGCCGUAAUAAUGAUUGUCUUGCGUUCGUUAUUCUGCUAG